GCUGAGAUCCUCCUUCAGCAUCUCAGCCCUGUGUAUUCAUUGUGAAAGAGUGAAGCAGACAGCAAUGGCAGCUCUGGGUUUAGAGAUAUUGGGUGUCACACUGGCCACUCUGGGCUGGAUUGUUGGCAUCCUGUCCUGCGCUUUGCCAAUGUGGAGGGUGACCGCCUUCAUCGGCUCAAACAUCGUGACGGCGCAGAUCAUCUGGGAGGGUAUCUGGAUGGACUGUGUGGUGCAAAGCACAGGUCAGAUGCAGUGUAAAGUCUACGACUCCAUGCUGGCAUUGCCCCAAGAUCUUCAAGCAGCUCGAGCUCUAUGCGUGAUCGCCAUCAUGCUGGGAGUGCUGGGAGUCUUGGUCUCUGUUGCAGGGGCCAAGUGCACCAACUGCAUCGAAGAUGAGCGCACAAAGUCCAAGGUGAUAAUCGCUGCAGGUGUGACAUUCAUCUGUGCUGCCAUCAUGGAGUUGAUCCCAGUGUCCUGGUCGGCCCACACGAUCAUCAUGGAUUUCUACAACCCGGUGAUAGUGGAGGCACAGAAACGAGAGAUUGGAUGAGCGUUCACGAUCAUGUCUGCUGGCCUGGAGCUCAUUGGGAUUGUGCUGUGCGUGCUGGGAUGGCUUCUGGCCAUUGUCUCCUGUGCUCUUCCCAUGUGGAGGGUCACGGCCUUCAUCGGCAGCAACAUAGUGACGGCGCAGAUUUACUGGAACGGCCUGUGGAUGAGCUGUGUGGUGCAGAGCACUGGUCAGAUGCAAUGCAAAGUGUACGACUCCACGCUGGCUCUUUCCCAAGAUCUCCAAGCAGCCCGCGCCCUCACUGUUAUCUCCAUCCUGCUGGUCAUUCUAGCCAUGCUGGUGUCCAUCGCUGGGGCCAAGUGCACCAACUGCAUUGAUGACGAAUCAUCCAAGGCCAAAGUCAUGAUCGUGGCUGGAGUUCUCUUCCUUGUGGCUGGCCUCAUGCAAUUGAUUCCUGUCUCCUGGACAGCUAAUACCAUCAUCAGGGAUUUCUACAAUCCCUUACUGAACAACCCGCAGAGGUGGGAGCUAGGGGCUUCACUUUACAUCGGCUGGGCUGCUACGGCUCUCCUGAUAUUGGGUGGAUCGUUGCUAUGUUGCUCUUGUCCUCCAUCCCGGAUGAAUUAUUCUGCUUCCCGCUCUGCAGCUACUGGUGGGUAUGACCGAAGAGACUAUGUCUGAGUUGGGACAAGAAAAACAAUCUGCUUCAUGUACUGUUGUUUAGACAAGGCUAGAAAUAAGCCUUUCUCAGACAGGAAAAAAACUGAUAUUCGAUUUGCUUAGCUGUAAAUACAAGGGCUCAUUGUGUAUCUGUAAAAAAAAAAAUAAAAAAGCUAAAAUAUGAAGUCACUGGAGGAGAAGAGCAUUUCGAAGUGGACUAGAGAUUCAUAAAACUGGAUUUAAAACAUACUUUCUUUACUAUGUAUACUAUGUUUUUUUUAUUUAAAAGAAUUGAAUCUUCAGUAUUUUAACAGAAUAUUUCUUAUUUUUAAUGCAUUCAGAUAAAAAGCAGUCAUAAACCUAUGCAUACUUCUGUACAUUGUAGCUUUCCUUAUGAAAGGGACCUUGUGGUGCAGCAGUGUGGGAUGUUAGCCAGGAGGUACAAAGUGAACAGCUCAUUGUGUGCAGUGAAAUAGAGGGGAACAUUUGUAUCAAGCUGUGUCUACACUGAAAAACACUCUCCUGCCAUAUGCAUGGCACUUUUAUUUUUUGCUCUUUGAUGAAACAGACUAAAGGUGUCUUUUGUAUAUAUAUCACGUAUUAUUGUAAUGUCAUGAAUUUAUUGAUACAAUAAAUAUCAAUUUUGCUAGUC
Molecule: messenger RNA, 1820 nt
Organism: Hemibagrus wyckioides
Lineage: Eukaryota; Metazoa; Chordata; Actinopteri; Siluriformes; Bagridae
Product: claudin-4-like
Exons: 2
Biological process (GO): bicellular tight junction assembly; cell adhesion
Cellular component (GO): plasma membrane; bicellular tight junction
Molecular function (GO): structural molecule activity
Source: RefSeq, a predicted model, not a curated record